Molecule: messenger RNA, 1426 nt
Organism: Nilaparvata lugens (brown planthopper)
Lineage: Eukaryota; Metazoa; Arthropoda; Insecta; Hemiptera; Delphacidae
Product: BTB/POZ domain-containing protein 3-like
Exons: 2
Coding region: 39-1280 (413 amino acids)
Biological process (GO): neurogenesis
Cellular component (GO): P-body; cytosol
Molecular function (GO): protein binding
Source: RefSeq, a predicted model, not a curated record
UUUCUGUGCAACGUGUUUCCCAUUAAGUAUCUUUCAACAUGAGCAGUUCAAUCGGUAAAUUCAAAAACCGUUUUCUUCUAGCUUCAGAAAAGGGCUUCAGUUACGAUUGUAAGUUUAUAGUCGGUUCUGAAAACAUUGUCGUCGAAGGACACAAGUUUCUGUUCUCGGUGGCAAGUGAAGUAUUCAAAGCAAUGUUUUACGGGGAGCUGAAAGAAGACAACGCUGUAAAAAUUGAAGAUUUGCAUGCAGAAGGAUUUAUAGGAAUGAAACAUUUCAUCUAUACAGGUGAGGUAAAUUUCGAAUCUGCAACUCACGCUAUGGUAAUUUAUGUAGCCGCUCGCAAAUAUAUGAUUCCUGAACUCAUCCAGGAAUGCACCAAGUAUAUUCAAGUGGAAAUCAAACCUCAUGAGGUAUUAACAAUUUAUGAGUUUUGUGAGAUCAACAGUAUACCGGAAUUUGAAGAGUUUUGUUUGAAAAUGAUAGAGGAAAAUACUGAUGUAAUAGUUAAAAGUGAGAAUUUUCCAAAAGCAAAAAUUGAAACAAUACAAUUGCUUUUGAAAUCUCGUUCUCUCGCAUUGAAAUCAGAAAUCGAGGUGUUUGAUCUCUUUGAAAGAUGGGCUCUUUCUGAAGCUGCCCGGAAAAAAAUCAGCGAUGAAGAGUUGGCAUCCAGCUUCAAAAAUCUGAAAAAGUACAUUCGAUUCCUAGCAAUAAGUCCUGAAGAGUUCACCUCACGUAUUAAGCAGUCUUUGCUACUCACGCAAGCCGAAAAGCAUGCUAUUGAGUGUUAUCUGAUACAAUCAGAUCCAAAACCCAUGCCCGAGAGUCUCUCUGUAAUAGAACAGCAACGUAAUUUCUUACCCACGAAAACUUUCAAACAUAAAAAAUAUGAUUACAUUCAGAGUUUUGUAGUUUCAUUACAUUGUUUUCGUUUAUCAUAUUCCAUAUUGAAUUUCAAAAAUGGAAAUCUUAUUCUCUCCUUAACUCUUGGUGAUAAAGGUAUUCAUAAUAAAUACAUGUAUUGCAUGAUUAAGCAAAUGAAGAUUGAAUCUAAUCCCAAAUUUUUCAUGUUGGAAUCAAAAGUGACAGUAUUAGCAAAAGUAGAAGGAUGUGAUGAUCUAAUUUUCACAAAUAACAACAAAAUAAUAUUCGUUUCAAAGUUAUCUGAAGUAUUUGUUGCUCGAAUUCCUCUAGUUAAAUUGAAUGAAAACUUUUUUAUGAGAGGAACAUACAAAAACAUUCAAGUUAGGGUGGAAUUUAAUCUUAAUGAAAUUGAUGAUUAGAUUACACCAACUCAAAAAAGAUUACUGGAAGUUAGUCUCUUGCUUUUAACCUACGAAUUUCAUAUAGGCCUAACUAGUUAUAGGUUUCAACUCAAAUAUAAAUUCAAAUUUGAUAUGGACGAAUUUGUAACAGGUUGUAGAUUUAG